Messenger RNA from Cladophialophora immunda, 2389 nucleotides. RefSeq lists its product as uncharacterized. The record is from RefSeq and is a predicted model, not a curated record. The coding region runs from base 140 to 2284 and encodes 714 amino acids. NCBI's taxonomy places the organism in Eukaryota, Fungi, Ascomycota, Eurotiomycetes, Chaetothyriales, Herpotrichiellaceae. The transcript has 4 exons.
CCCAGCGCCAGCGCUGCAGGCUUGGAGCUCUAAAAGCAAUAAAAGCUACUGGGAAUACCCCUGCAAAGUGCUCCUUCAUUCCUUUGAUUCCCUCGUAUUUUCCAUCCGAAGCAUUGACCUUGCUACCAGCUUUGUCAAAAUGCAUUCGUCUCGUAUCAUACUAGUCCUGGUUACCUUGUAUACAGCCGUUGCGUCGGCCACGACCCAGCUCGUGCCACUCGACCGCCAUCUUUGGGACGGUUGGCGUGUGAACGUCAAGCGCGCCACGGAAGAUUGUUGUCCAUAUUAUCCCAAUAGCCCGACCAGGACCACUAAUUCGUCGUUAUUCGACGUUACGCUUGGUCACGAUGAGGAUUUGAUCUGGACUUCACCGAACAAUACUCAGUUGACCACCGUGCUGUUCAAUGUCGUGCCAGCUCCAGGACAGAGAAUCAUUGACAUGGAGAAAUUCUCUUCGGCACUUGUCAUGGCGGACUGCUCUGAGCAUUUCAGUCUCCGGUUCUCGACACAACAGACCUUCAAGGCCGCCAAAGCAUCAUUUGACUGGGUGAAUGGCGGGACAAACCGCACAUUCAUUCUCGUGGGCGACUCUGCCGUUUGUCAAACCAGCAACAGACGUAUUCCGUGGGCAAUCAAUCAUGCUACAUUCAACUCGACCCAGAGAAUAGUCCACUUCACUGCCGCAAAGAAGCUGUGGGUGGAGGCAGCAUCUGCAUUCACCAUUGAUUUCGGCGUCGCCAGUCCGGGUCUCCAGAGGCGGCGAGUAGGCUUCGAUAAGGCCGGGGAAGCUCUGUUCGAUCUGAGCAGCUCAUGGCCGACCACCGUGCUUUGGUUCCUCAAUCCCAACCCGUUGAUUUCCAUCAACGUGGAUUGCGAGAAUUGCGGGACCAAGGGAACACUCGCCGCCCACGGCCAUGUCAAGUGGAGCAUCCUUGACGGUUUCGAGAUCUUUGAGCUGAGGGCAGAGCCUCGCGGCGUCGAAGCCGAUGUGCAUCUGAAAUUGGAUAUGUCGGGCAAAGCCGAUUCAGCCGUCUCUGACCUGCCCGGGAAAAAGAUCAAGUUGGCCGAGAUACCUCUGCCCGGAGAGUUCGAGAUUCCGGAUAUCCUCAAGCUUGGUCCGAGCAUGGAGGUGGGCUUUGGCUUCGAGCUCGACUCUAUCGAGGGCGAGGCGACCAUCACCACGGGGGCAACGGCCAGCAUACCCGACACGGCACUGGCGAAGGUCGACUUUGCCGUGGACAGCCCAGAAGAGUUUUUGGAUAAGAGUGAAUUCUAUGGCUGGUUCCCCGAGUUCGAGGUGGAGCCACUGGGUAUUGGUGCCCAGCUGGGCAUGGGUCUGAAGGUGUUCUUUGAAUUCAACGUGUCCCUGGGCGUGUCACUCUUCCCCGAGUUCGAACUACCCUGGGUCAAGGUUCCUGAAGAGGGCUUCGAGAUGAUGCUCGUUUUCAAGCAUCCAAUCUUCUCUUUUGAGGGCAAGGCUGGGCACGCUGACAACGGCUAUUGCCCUCCUGACCCUCGACCCAAUGGGGUGAAACUUGAUGUAAAUGUAGGCUCCGCGAUGACUGUCGACGGCGUCAUGGAGUUCUGGACGGGCAGGAAAGACCUAUUCGACAUCGAUCUGUGGGAGGACAGCGAAGAUCAACAGAUUGUGCUCGUCAAGCAUUAUUGUAAAGCGUUUGGCUCAUUCCCUACCUCGACAACGACGUCAAAGAAGACAACCACGACCACUCCUGUAACAACCAAGCGCACAUCCACAAGCACACUGAAAAUAUCGACAACUACAUCCAAAGUCGUGACGACUCCACAAACGACAACCACAGCGAUACCUACGACGACAACGACGACGUCAAAAUCUUCCUCUACGUCCUCCAACCCCUUCCCCCUCCGCUCCCCUGUUCCAGGUGAGAUGAACGGCUGGGUUCUCAACGUGCAACAGUAUCAAUAUUGGGAGAACGACCAGUCACUCGAGCGGUCGUCGUAUCUGCUGUAUGGAGAUCAACUCACCCGCAACACGAAGUGUAUCACUGUCACAAGUACCAGCGAGAUGAGCACUCUGAGCGACCUGAGCACCAUCCCCGCCGAUGCCGAAAUCACCUUUGACACCAGCUCCGGCACGAGCACGAACAUCGACUCUUGCUGUAUAGCCAUGUUCGAAACGUCAAAUUGUGAUACAGCUCGAAGCUGGAAUAAGACAUGCCAGGAGGGAGGGGGUGAGUUGGAUGUGUCGUUUGGGGUCAAGGCUUGGUUGGUGUACAAUUGUGUGGGAUUGAAUACAGAGGUGUAGCAGUCAUGUUGAAUUAGGUUCCAUAGAGUGGCGCUCGUGGAAACUUCACUCUUCCAAAUGCUCAAUGUUCCUAAUGUUGAAAGAGACAGCGUGCAAUGGUAUUCG